This is a messenger RNA of Penicillium verhagenii, 1167 nucleotides long. Its product is annotated as OSTA/TMEM184 family protein. The annotation marks the transcript as partial. Gene Ontology annotation, molecular function: transporter activity. The transcript has 5 exons. Gene Ontology annotation, biological process: transport. The record is from RefSeq and is a predicted model, not a curated record. NCBI's taxonomy places the organism in Eukaryota, Fungi, Ascomycota, Eurotiomycetes, Eurotiales, Aspergillaceae.
GCUGAGCAGAAUAUAAUCGAAAACCUCUCUUUCCAUCGCCUCAACAUGAUUAUAUCCGGUGCUUCCACUGCAUUUGUCUGCAUUGCAAUAUUUAGUUUGAUGUUCUGGCAUGCAAUUCAUCUAAGCAAUCCGAGAGAGCAAAUCAAGUACGUAAUAUUGAGAAUCAGCCUUUUGAUUCCUCUUUAUACGAUAACAUCCUUCCUUUCUAUAUGCAAGCCGUAUGCUUACGUUUACAUCACCCCCUGGCUGGAACUUUUCCAGGCUGUCGCCCUGGGCUCUUUUUUCCUGCUACUAUGCGAAUUCAUCUCACGCGACAGUCAGUCCGAAAUUGAUGUAUUUUUUUCCGCCUUUCAAGCGCCUCAAAAAAAGCAAAACAAACCCUCUCUCGGCGGAUUGGAAUGGUUUCGGAAACAAUGGAUUGCCAUCUUUCAAUACCCCGUUGUUGCACUUUUGACAAGUCUGGCAACCGACUUCACCCAGAUUGCUGGCGUCUACUGUCUUGAAAGUGGCAAAGUGUACUUUGCACAUGUUUGGCUGACUAUCAUCACCGAGGCUUCGGUGGCGUUCGCGGUUAUCUCAGUUCUCACUUUCUACCGAGCGCUUAAAUCCCACUUGGCCAGCCAUCAGCCACUUGCUAAGCUCCUGGCUUUCAAAUUGAUUGUGGGUCUGACAUUUCUCGAAAAGUAUUCUAACAAAGGAUUUCAGAUUAUCUUCACUAUCUUGCAGUCCACCAAUGUACUGAAACCCAGCUCAACGUUGAGUUACGCCGAUGUCAACAUUGGGAUUCCCAAUCUGGUGAUCUGCCUACAGAUGGUGCCAAUUUCUGUGUUUUUCUAUUACGCAUAUGGCGUGGGGCCAUACAAAAUCAAGCAAGGCGAUGAAAUCCACGACUUCGGCUUCCAGGAAGGGGCAAUCGGCAAUUACCAGAAAGUCCCCCGUGUUAGGAAUAUUUCCAAUUAUCAGGGAGGAGUUUUAGGUAUGCGCGCUUUGGUUUCCCUUUUUAAUCCGAUGGAGAUUUGUCGGGCAAUAAAGUUUGGAUUUAAAAUGGCACAAGAGCUUGGACAUCAUGAUGAAAGGAAUAAAGACAGUGGAACAGGCAUCGGGAUCAAUAUGAGCCCCGAAAGUGUGCCCCUUCAUGAGCAGAGAUAUGGCCCAGGAGAUAUAUGA